Rhineura floridana is the source of this 1603-nucleotide messenger RNA. Its product is annotated as chemerin-like receptor 1. Gene Ontology annotation, cellular component: plasma membrane. Lineage: Eukaryota; Metazoa; Chordata; Lepidosauria; Squamata; Rhineuridae. Gene Ontology annotation, biological process: complement receptor mediated signaling pathway; phospholipase C-activating G protein-coupled receptor signaling pathway; positive regulation of cytosolic calcium ion concentration. The transcript is spliced from 2 exons. Gene Ontology annotation, molecular function: N-formyl peptide receptor activity; complement receptor activity. Bases 140 to 1204 code for a protein of 354 amino acids. The record is from RefSeq and is a predicted model, not a curated record.
CAGAUACAUUUAGGGAGAGAGUGGCUAAAAGGUAAGGCUGUCAUUGUGUCCUCUUAACAGCAUCUUCAGUGGAGUGGUCACCCUUUUUCACAUUUCACCCCAAUUUCCCUCAUUUCCCAACAAGGUCACCUUCUCCAAAAUGGCCGACAAUGCCACCUCUCAAGAGAUCCUUCAUGGAGACUAUGAGGACUAUCCUGAUUUUGAUGACAAUGUAGGUCUCCGCAACUCAAUGCAUAUGCUCUCCAUAGCGGUCUACAGCAUUGCCUUCCUGCUGGGACUGACUGGAAAUGGCCUGGUUAUCUUUGUCACUGGCUUCCGUAUGAAGAGGACUGUCAACACUGUAUGGUUUCUCAACUUGGCCAUCGCCGACUUUGUCUUUACUUUCUUCAUCCCACUGAGUGUGGCUUACAUAGGCCUUGGCUUCCAUUGGCCCUUUGGCAAGGCCCUGUGCAAGCUCAACACUGCAGUGGCCUUCCUCAACAUGUUUGCCAGUGUGUUCCUACUCACCAUCAUCAGCAUGGACCGCUGUGUCUCUGUGGUGUGUCCUGUCUGGGCCCAGAACUACCGCACUCCCCGACUGGCUUCUCUGGUGUCUGUGGGCGUCUGGGUAGCAGCCCUGGCCCUCAGCUCCCCGUACUUAGCCUUCCGGGACACUAGAAGCUCCUCUAAUGAGGAUAACACCACUCGUUGCUACAACAACUUCGCCUUGUCGGAUGACUUUGAGUCGGACGAAGCUGUCAAGCUGGAACAGGAGCGUCACCAGGCCAUGGUGAUGACCCGUUUUGUGGCUGGGUUCCUGGUGCCAUUUGCUAUCAUCUUGUUCUGCUACGGCAUCAUCACGGCCAGGCUGAAGGGAAGCCGCCUCACCCGCUCAAGCAGACCCUUCAAGAUCAUGGUGGCUGUUGUCUUGGCCUUCUUUACUUGCUGGUUCCCCUAUCAUGUGUUCUCCUUCCUGGAGAUGUCAGUCACCACAGUAACACCCUGGCUAGAGACAGUUCUGGUGGUGGGGAUACCCUUGGCCUCAGGCCUGGCUUACCUCAACAGCUGCCUGAAUCCUUUCCUGUAUGUCUUUGUGGGGCAAGACUUCAGGGAGAAGCUGCGGAUGUCUGUCCUUGCAGCUUUUGAGAAUGCUUUCAGCGAAACCUCAGGACAGGGGUUAACCAAGAGCAAAUCCAGUUUGGAGGUAGAGUGUUAUCGUGUCUAGAGGAGAAGUGGGCAACUUAAGGCUUUAAUCCACCCUGAUCCUUGAGCCCCACCCCCAUAAGCCAAGUACAAAAUUGUAGGAUUGAGGUGGAUGUGGGCGGAGCAUGGUCCAAAAUGGUGGGGCAAAGGGUGGAGGCAACAAUGGUCUACUGUACUUUGUGUGCUGGGAUGUCCAGUAUUAGAGAUGGAGAAGGAAUUAAAUUCAGUUUGCAUUUAAAGCCUAAUAAAUCAAAUUUGUACUUUCUGAAACAGGAUGAGAACCAAAACACAGCCGCCCUUCAAAAUUCGCACACUUCCAAAUUUUGUGAUGUGGUUCUCCAACCAAAGAAUUUGUACAAAAAUGUAGAUAUUAGGAGAAAGUGUGCAUAAAAACAAAAUAACAUACAAAAGUGUAUUACAU